Molecule: messenger RNA, 1808 nt
Organism: Danaus plexippus (monarch butterfly)
Lineage: Eukaryota; Metazoa; Arthropoda; Insecta; Lepidoptera; Nymphalidae
Product: NKAP family protein CG6066
Exons: 5
Coding region: 135-1442 (435 amino acids)
Biological process (GO): regulation of gene expression
Cellular component (GO): nucleus
Molecular function (GO): chromatin binding
Source: RefSeq, a predicted model, not a curated record
UAUCACUUUGACAAUUCACUUUGUUGGCAAACUGUUUACGCUUAAAAAUCUUUUUAGAAACAUAGAGGUUAUAGGUAAUCACUUGAACAAAUUUUCGUUUCUAUGGUUUUGCUUCUUAAAAGAACAUAAUAGAUAUGGCUGGAGAUCGUGACAAGCACAGGCGCAGUAGUUCAGAAAGACAUCGAAGCAGAAGUCAAAGUCGAGAUCGACGUAAUAGUCGCGAUCGUGAGAAACGGAACCGUAGUAAGGAUCGGUCCCGGAAGAAGAGCAGGGAGCGUCAUGGGAAUAACCGGGAUAGCAGAGAAAGACGCGGUAGCAAAGAUAGACGAGAUAGCAGAGAAAGACGAGAUAGCAGAGAAAGACGAGAUAGCAGAGAAAGACGAGAUAGCAAAGAUAGACAAGUUAGUAGAGACAGACGAGAUAGCAGAGAUAGACAAGUUAGUAGAGAUAGACGAGAUAGCAGAGAUAGACGUAACAGCAGGGAUAGAUAUAGACACAACAGUAGAGAUAAGCGAAGAGGGAGCAGCGAGAGAAGUAAGAGCAGAGAUCGACUGAAAGAUAAACAUAAGAGUCGAGAUGGUGGUAGCAGAAACACAAGUAGUACCAGAAAUAUACAUCGAGACCGAGGUCGCAGUUCAUACAGAGAAUUUAGUGGCGGGGGAUUAGGAGGAGGACUCGGUGGAGGAAGCCUUGCACCUCGUAGUCGCUUCAAGCCUCAGGAGGAAGAGUUCCUUGAUGCUCGGAGAGAAGAGAGAGAAAGAAUUGGAGAAAUUGGAGUUUCAUCGGUAUGGGGCAAGUCACCCAUAAGAGAUGAUUCAGACGAGGAACCUCCAGAUUUGCCAUCUCAUAAUGGCAAAGAGAAGAAAAAGAGUAAGAAAUCAAAAGAAAAAGACACAAAACAGAAGUUAAAGAAGUUGAAGAAGAAACUCAAGAAGGCAAAAAAGGCUCGUAAGAAAGCAAAGAAGAAAUCCAAGAGUUCCAGCAGCGACAGUUCUAGUAGUGAGGAGGAAGUGUGGGUGGAGAAAGGAAAAGAGGAUGAAGUCGCAAACAAAUCGUCGAAGACAGAUGAGUUAGCAUCAGAAGCGUUCGGUCCGCUACCGCGAGUGGGCCCGGCGCUGGGGCACAAAGACUUCGGACGAGCGCUGCUUCCUGGAGAAGGAGCGGCCAUGGCGGCCUAUGUCGCGGAGGGGAAACGAAUCCCCCGGAGAGGAGAGAUAGGACUCACCUCCGACGAGAUCGCCUCAUACGAAGCUGUGGGAUACGUCAUGAGCGGUAGCAGACAUCGUCGUAUGGAGGCUGUUCGUAUCCGUAAGGAGAACCAGAUCUACAGCGCGGACGAGAAGCGCGCGCUGGCCGCCUUCAGCAAGGAGGAGCGCUCGAGGAGGGAGGCCGCCAUAUUGUCACAGUUCAGAGACGUGCUCAGCGCCCGGGCCCGCGAGUGACGUCACUACCAGCACACUGAUACUUGUACGAUGUACCGAACACACCUGUGCGCUGACCGCGUUACGAUUGUAUUUUUGAUGUUUCACACUUAAACCUCCGUUUGUACUGUAAAGUGGCAUGUUUUAUAUACGAAGGCACGCACAAGGAAACGCUCCGUGUGUGGUGCGACGGCAGCGAGGUGAGGCGAGGUCACUGUCUGCUGUAGUUCUAUUGAUCGUUGUGUCAAAAAUAAUGCACUGUAUAUGAAUGUAAGAAAAAAUGUAUUUGUUUUAUAAACGCUAAUUAACAUUUUAUAUUAAAAAUAUACAUUCUCAGAAUCCUAAUCUAUGGCAUAUAAUUUUGAUAAUAAACCCUAGUAGUGUCAA